AUGGCCUCCGUCUUGGAGCUUGCCUGCAUCUACUCAGCCCACAUCUUGCAUGACGACGAGGUGACAGUCACGGCCCUGGCCAACGCGAAUAUUGGGAGCCUCAUCUGCAAUGUAGGAGCUGGUGGGCCUGCCCCAGCAGCUGGCGCUGUGCCAGCGGGAGGUCCUGCUCCUUCCACCACUGCUGCCCCAGCUGAGGAGAAAAAAGUGGAUGCAAAGAAAGAAGAAUCUGAGGAGUCUGAUGAUGACACGCUUUGGUCUCUUUGA
This is a messenger RNA of Nyctereutes procyonoides (raccoon dog), 264 nucleotides long. RefSeq names its product 60S acidic ribosomal protein P1-like. Gene Ontology annotation, biological process: cytoplasmic translation. Gene Ontology annotation, cellular component: cytosolic large ribosomal subunit. Lineage: Eukaryota; Metazoa; Chordata; Mammalia; Carnivora; Canidae. The transcript is spliced from 2 exons. The record is from RefSeq and is a predicted model, not a curated record. Gene Ontology annotation, molecular function: structural constituent of ribosome; ribonucleoprotein complex binding; protein kinase activator activity. The coding region runs from base 1 to 264 and encodes 87 amino acids.